AGCUACCUUUCUUCCAUUGCCACAGUACACAAAGAAACACACACAAGAAUGGAGGAUGAGAGAAGAAGAGUGAUAGUGGUUGGAGCAGGGCCUUCGGGUCUCUCCAUGGCUGCAUGCUUAACCAAGAAAUCAAUUCCGUACAUACUCCUCGAGAGAGAAGACUGUUCAGCUUCUCUUUGGAAGAAACACACCUACGACCGUCUCCAUCUCCAUCUCAAGAAGCACCUCUGCCACCUCCCUCACAUGCCAUUCCCCCCUUCUUCCCCUUCCUACGUUCCCCGCAACCAGUUCUUGGCUUACCUCGACCACUACGCCGCUCACUUCGCGAUCUCUCCGUUGUACCGGAGGACCGUGGAGUUUGCGGCAUACGAUCAGGAAGCCAAGAGCUGGAGGGUGAAGGCCAGGAACGAGGAUUCCGGUGAGGUUGAGGAGUAUCUAGGGGGGUUCUUGGUGGUGGCUACGGGGGAGACAACUGACCCUUUUGUCCCUCAAAUUGAAGGGAUGGGUAGUUUUCCUGGGAAGGUUAUUCAUUCCACUGAGUAUAAAUCUGGUAAGGGAUUUGAGGCUCAGCAUGUUCUUGUUGUGGGUUCUGGCAAUUCCGGCAUGGAGAUCUCACUUGACCUUAUCAACCACGGUGCCAUAACUUCCAUUGUUGUUCGAAGCCAGGUUCAUAUUGUGUCCCGGGAGAUAGCGAAUAUGGGGCUGUUUCUGUUGAAUUAUGUGGGAGUAAACAAGGUAGACAAGUUGGUGGUGAUGUUGAGCAGGUUGAUGUACGGAGACAUGAGCAAGUAUGGGAUAGCCAGGCCUAAUGAGGGUCCCUUUUAUAUGAAGGUCAAGUACGGCAAGUAUCCCAUCAUUGAUGUUGGAACCUCUCAAAAGAUCAAGUCUGGAGAGCUCAAGGUGUUGCCAGCGGAAAUUGAAAGCGUAAGAGGCAAGGACGUUAUGUUCAAGGAUGGCCAAUCGCACCCCUUUGACUCCAUUAUUUUCUGCACUGGUUUCAAAAGAUCAACGCACAAGUGGCUUAAGGGGGAUGAUUAUCUUCUGAACGAGGACGGGAUUCCAAAGCCCAGUUACCCGGACCAUUGGAAGGGAAAGAAUGGUUUGUAUUGCGUUGGGCUUUCCAGGAAAGGCUUCUAUGGAGCUAGGUAUGAUGCUGAGAAUAUAGCAAAUGAUAUAAGCUCGCUCCUCAUCCAACUUUAAUUAUGUAUAAUUAUUACAACACAACACAGACACAUUGUGAACUGGCACUAGUACGUACUAUGCUUAUAAUUCUCCAAAUAAAUAAGAUAG
Messenger RNA from Arachis ipaensis, 1290 nucleotides. The record is from RefSeq and is a predicted model, not a curated record. Lineage: Eukaryota; Viridiplantae; Streptophyta; Magnoliopsida; Fabales; Fabaceae.